Messenger RNA from Gongylonema pulchrum, 399 nucleotides. Lineage: Eukaryota; Metazoa; Nematoda; Chromadorea; Rhabditida; Gongylonematidae. The record is from the annotation of a GenBank genome assembly.
AUGUUUGUUAUUGCCGCUCCAUGUAAUUUUUGUUUGUUUAACAUCCGUGAAAUUACGCCAUGCAAAGGAAAGAACUGUGAAAUAACCCUAUGUUAUCGAAAAGGUUGCGCACCAUUGCCACCACCAGGACACUACGGACAGCCGAAAGUACUGUACACAUGCAGUGGUGUGAAUCCAUCGAACAGUAUUAGCCGAGGACUGCGUCAUAUACCAGGCAGCCCGGAACGUAUCCUGGAUUUGCCCAAUUUUAUGGAUGACUACUACAGGAACGCGAUUCACUGGAGCUCAGACAACAUCAUAGCAGUUGCAUUAACCAAUUCUGUAUAUCUCUGGAACGCAUCAUCCGGCGAAAUUUCUGUAAGUGUUAUUUUCCAGUCCAUAGCUGCUAGCAAAAGCUAA